AUGUGGAAGCCGAAUGAAGCAAAUACUCCGCCACCACUGAAGAUAGAUGAAGAUUCCUUCACUCUGUCUACUUUGUCAAAUCUGUGUGGCAUUCCGGAGCUCAAUAGGCAACCCAGUACCCAAUCUUUGUUACUAAAUAAAUCUUGUGGAAACAGAGGUGGUAAGAUAGACGAAGAUUCGUUUACCCUGUCUACUUCGCCAGAUCUGUGUGGCAUUCCAGAGCUCAAUAGGCAACCCAGUAGCCAAUCUUUGUUACUAAAUAAAUCUUGUGGAAACAGAGGUGGUAAGACAGAUGGAGAGUCCUAUAAUCUGUCUACCCCGUCAGAUCUGUGGGGCAUAUCACAGCUCAAUAGGCAUCCCAGUAGCCAGUCUUUGUUGCAAAAUAAAUCUUGUGGAAACAGAGAAUUAUCUUUAGAUGGAAAGCAACCUCCUGCACUUGCAUCCAGCUCGGUUUUGUCGAAUAAAGAUGUAGAUGGAUACUUAAAAGCAAUUCUAAGAAAUGUCAUAUCUAUUAAGAAUAGAAUUAAAAAUUUGGAAGACCACAACAUAGCUCUAGAGGCAAAAGUUAAUGAAUUGGAUUGUGUAAAAAGGGAUAAAACUGAGAAUUUGCCGAAUGACUUGUCCAAGUUGCUACCACUCUCAACUUUUGAUGAAUUCAAUAUGCUUGAAGAAAAGCUGUCUGAUGAAAUGACGAGAAAACAACUGGUAUCUUACUUACAAAGAGUGGGAGGUACUGGGUUUCGUCAGGUAGCGACACUAGUGUUGAAGAAAUUGUUUACAGAUGCAUUAGCAGCUAAAUUCAGCUUCUUGGGACAGAGGGGGAAGCUCAGCUUUAAAACAUCAAGAAUAUGCAGCAUAAUAUUUGAGAAUGCAACAAGUACCAAUUUGAGUGGAGCAACAGAAGAGAAUGUUACGAAAGUUGUUGCUGACUGGUUGCGUCAUGCAAACUCACGUGACAAGAGAAAAAGACAAAAUCCAUCUGUACAAUAGUUAUGAUAUUGUUGUUUAAUA
This is a messenger RNA of Uloborus diversus, 1011 nucleotides long. RefSeq lists its product as uncharacterized. Bases 1 to 990 code for a protein of 329 amino acids. Lineage: Eukaryota; Metazoa; Arthropoda; Arachnida; Araneae; Uloboridae. The transcript has 8 exons. The record is from RefSeq and is a predicted model, not a curated record.